Messenger RNA from Felis catus (domestic cat), 1640 nucleotides. It is a transcript of the gene RAD51, whose product is annotated as RAD51 recombinase. Bases 427 to 1446 code for a protein of 339 amino acids. The record is from RefSeq and is a predicted model, not a curated record. Gene Ontology annotation, biological process: mitotic recombination-dependent replication fork processing; mitotic recombination; reciprocal meiotic recombination. Gene Ontology annotation, cellular component: condensed nuclear chromosome. The transcript has 10 exons. Gene Ontology annotation, molecular function: ATP-dependent DNA damage sensor activity; double-stranded DNA binding; ATP binding. Lineage: Eukaryota; Metazoa; Chordata; Mammalia; Carnivora; Felidae.
CUAGGCUCAUCUCUAGGAUCGGGAGCAGCGUCCGAAGGGGCUGGAAGGCAGAGCCGAGGAGGGCGGGGAGACGUUACGUUGACGCUGGCGUGACCCAGCCCGAGAAUUUGGCGGGAUCUCCGAAAGUUGCAGUGUUCCGCGCGCGCCGUGGCCUGAAACCGAGGUCUGAGGAGAGCGGAGAGGCACCCGGAGGGACGCAGUUGGGAGCUGAGUUUCGCCUGGGUUGUGUGCAGAAGGCCGGAACAAGGGAGUAGAGAAGUGGGCAGGAAGCGAAGGGGUCUGGAGUCCGUCCCGCCGGGCGCGGACCGAGCCAGUGGACAGAAGCCGGGGCGCGCAGCCAGUGGGAGCGAGGAGCGCUGCGUACCAGGGUGAGGGUGUUAGGCGCGGACUCGGUUCCUUUUUGCCUCAGGUAUUGAAUGCUGAGUAAUGGCUAUGCAAAUGCAGCUUGAAGCAAAUGCAGAUACUUCAGUGGAAGAAGAGAGCUUUGGCCCACAACCUAUAUCUCGAUUAGAGCAAUGUGGCAUAAAUGCCAAUGAUGUGAAGAAAUUGGAAGAAGCUGGAUUCCAUACUGUGGAGGCUGUUGCCUAUGCACCAAAAAAGGAACUAAUAAAUAUUAAGGGGAUUAGUGAAGCCAAAGCUGAUAAAAUUCUGACUGAGGCAGCCAAGUUAGUUCCAAUGGGUUUCACCACUGCAACUGAGUUCCACCAAAGGCGAUCAGAGAUCAUACAGAUUACUACCGGCUCCAAAGAACUUGACAAACUACUUCAAGGAGGAAUUGAGACUGGAUCAAUUACAGAGAUGUUUGGAGAAUUCCGAACUGGGAAGACUCAGAUCUGUCAUACAUUGGCUGUAACAUGCCAGCUUCCCAUUGACCGAGGUGGAGGAGAAGGAAAGGCCAUGUACAUUGACACUGAAGGUACUUUUAGACCAGAAAGGCUGCUAGCAGUGGCUGAGAGAUAUGGUCUCUCCGGCAGUGAUGUCCUGGAUAAUGUAGCAUAUGCUCGAGGGUUCAACACAGACCACCAGACCCAGCUCCUUUAUCAAGCAUCAGCCAUGAUGGUAGAAUCUAGGUAUGCACUGUUAAUUGUAGACAGUGCCACUGCCCUCUACAGAACCGACUAUUCGGGUCGAGGGGAACUUUCAGCCAGGCAGAUGCACCUGGCCAGGUUUCUGCGGAUGCUUCUGCGACUUGCUGAUGAGUUUGGUGUAGCAGUGGUGAUCACCAACCAGGUGGUAGCCCAAGUGGAUGGAGCAGCCAUGUUUGCUGCAGAUCCUAAAAAACCUAUUGGAGGAAAUAUCAUUGCUCAUGCCUCAACAACCAGACUGUAUCUGAGGAAAGGAAGAGGGGAAACCAGAAUCUGCAAAAUCUACGAUUCUCCCUGUCUUCCUGAAGCUGAAGCUAUGUUUGCCAUCAAUGCAGAUGGAGUGGGAGAUGCCAAAGACUGAUUCAUUGGGGCUUUUCCUGUGAUAAAGCUUAAGUGCUACAGCCUAAUGGAGAGGACUGCUCCCUGGGGCUUCUUCACAGGCCUCUUCCUGUUUUCCUGCCAGAAAAAGGCUUCUGGAAAAACACCUAUUCUAUCAGCUUUUCUGAUGGUGUAAACAGGAGACAGGUCAGUAGUCACAAACUGAUCUGAAAUGUU